Mesorhabditis belari is the source of this 885-nucleotide messenger RNA. The record is from the annotation of a GenBank genome assembly. NCBI's taxonomy places the organism in Eukaryota, Metazoa, Nematoda, Chromadorea, Rhabditida, Rhabditidae.
AUGCCGACUACGAUGAAUGGCGAUGGCGACACGCCGUGGGAAAGCGAUGACGAUGAGAAUUUCGUCCCCGUACACGCGUGCAAAGCUAAAACGACCUUGACUCCAGUGCACAAUGGCAAUUCGGAGAGCGAAAUCAACUACGAGGUCAAGGCGAGGGAUGCCAGAAAGUCUGAGCGAGCUUCGUCGUCUUUUCCGGGAUACUCCUUCAAAUCACUUCCACAACAAGAGCCGGACUUCAUGGAGCGACUCAUUGGCAAGCUUGGAUUGAGCCAUGAAUCUGUGAAGACCAUCGAGGGAAUUCCUUUUGACAAGCUGAUCACUGAUUAUAAAAAGAUUGGUCUUUCAGAACAAGAAGCUGAGAAGAUCCAUUCGGCCAUUCAAGAGGAGUUGAUCAGGAAAUGGGAACCAUCAUCUCUACUUCAGGAACUGGAGACUUACCAAGGAAUGAAUGCUUUUAACAAAACCGGCAGCCUUUCUGUGUUGAAGAUGUGCUACUUUGUGCAAAAUUUGAAUAUCCACUUGUUGGCAAUGCGAGAAGAAACUGUCGAAAUGCAGAAGAUUGUUGCCCGCAUUCGUGAUGAGAAGGAAUCAAAGAACAAAGGAUUUGAUGAUUCGAACAACAUCAAUCGAAUGCGCCAGUUACUCGUCUCGGGAAAAGGAUCGUGCGUGAAACUCGAGCAAGCUUUGGGCAAUCUGGCCGAUGAAAUUGGAAAGCAGCAAUCGUUCCUUGGCCGUCUUCGACACAAAAGCUCUCCAUUCAUUCACUGGACGAUGAUCGUGGGUGGAUCGAUGUGCGUUGGUUUCUGGAUCGGCAAACAAACGAGCGCAAUUUUUCUCGCUGUUCACUGGCUCACCAAAAUUUUGAACAUCUCGAAGAAAGUUUUG